AUGUUUGCUUUCAGGAACCAGAUUCUCGGAGAUAUAUGUGCAAUACAGGAGCAAGAGCAAGCCGAAGAGCAGGUCCCGAGGCCCAUCCGUCGCCGGACGUCCGUCUACCGAGAGCAUGGAGUAGCUCAUCAACGUCUAUUUGAAGACUACUUCGCCGAUGAGCCACGGUGGGGACCGACGGUUUUUUCGCCGAGUCUCCGCAUUGUUCACGCGAUGGAGGCCCCGCGACGAGUACUUCCAGCAGCGGCAAGAUGCGGCCAACAGAAUCGGUCUAUCCCCGCUUACGAAGUACAUGGUUGCGCUUCGUCAGUUGGCCUAUGGCACUACAACGGACAUGUUCGACGAAUAUCUUCACGUCAGCGAUACAACUGGGGGGAGUGUCUGGCAAAAUUUUAUGAGGGUGUGGUUGACGCCUUCAGGGCAACAUAUUUGCGCAAGCCGAAUGCUGAAGAUUGCCAGUUCCUGAUGAGGAUGCACGAUAGGGUGCACGACUCUACUGGAAUGUUAGGGAGCAUUGACUGUAUGCACUGGGAGUGGAAAAAUUGUCUGGCAGAGUGGAGAGGCCAAUUCACCAGUGGGUAUAAGGGUACCCACACGACGAUUAUCCUUGAAGCCAUCGUUGGCCACCGUCUUUGGAUCUGGCAAGCUCACUUUGGUGUGGCGAUUAGUCCGACGAUGAAGCUGAAUCGAGGGUAG
Molecule: messenger RNA, 696 nt
Organism: Salvia splendens (bonfire salvia)
Lineage: Eukaryota; Viridiplantae; Streptophyta; Magnoliopsida; Lamiales; Lamiaceae
Exons: 1
Coding region: 1-696 (231 amino acids)
Source: RefSeq, a predicted model, not a curated record